AUGAUGCGAUCGCCGACCGAACCAACAACAGCACUGUCCGUCAAGGACGCUUGUGGCAGGCAAAUCAGCUUAUUAAACGAUCAACCGCCUCAAGAACAGCGAGAAUCGAAACCAGCCGCCGCCACCAGUUCUACUACCGGACGGCGUCGGUAUCAUUGUACCGAGCCGGGGUGCAAUAAGAGCUUUACUACUAGUGGGCAUUUAGCGAGACAUAAUCGCAUUCAUACCGGUGAGAAGAACUUCCACUGUCUCUAUCCUGGUUGUCCCUCUCGCUUCUCCCGACAAGACAACAUGAUGCAGCAUUACCGCACGCACAUGUCACCCAAGUCGAGACGCCACCAUCAACAAUCGAAGCAACAACUCCAACAACAGCAACAGCAACACCAUCAUCAGCAGAUGCAGCCGUCGUAUCAUUAUGGCCCACGGCUCCAUUGCCAUGCGCAUAUUUGCUCAGAUGCGCAAUCGGCUCAGCUGCAUCCUUUAAUGACACGGCCUCAGCGCAGCAUGACUUAUCCGCCCCCUGCUGCUGUUGCCGAUCCUUAUCCUCGACCGUGCUACUACCAACAAUAUUCUUCACCUCCACCACAGUAUCACCAUUAUCAACAUCACUACCAACAGCAGCAGCAUCAUGUUGUGUUACCAAAGCCUCUGCCAAUGGAGCCAUCCUCGCAAAGCACGACUGGUACUGGUACUCGUCCUCGCCGGGCUUCAUCGACUUCAUCUUGCUCGUCAUCGAAUUCGUCGUUCGCUUCACCACCACCAACAGCCACUUUGCUCCCACCAAUUCAGCCCAACACUGGUGAUGACAAGUCCAACGGUGGCUUGUUGCAGCUCGCCCACAUUGUCAGCACUUUCGGCUAA
Molecule: messenger RNA, 861 nt
Organism: Zychaea mexicana
Lineage: Eukaryota; Fungi; Mucoromycota; Mucoromycetes; Mucorales; Lichtheimiaceae
Exons: 2
Coding region: 1-861 (286 amino acids)
Biological process (GO): regulation of transcription by RNA polymerase II
Molecular function (GO): RNA polymerase II cis-regulatory region sequence-specific DNA binding; DNA-binding transcription factor activity, RNA polymerase II-specific
Source: RefSeq, a predicted model, not a curated record